This is a messenger RNA of Temnothorax curvispinosus, 1999 nucleotides long. RefSeq lists its product as uncharacterized. Lineage: Eukaryota; Metazoa; Arthropoda; Insecta; Hymenoptera; Formicidae. The transcript has 6 exons. Bases 1323 to 1814 code for a protein of 163 amino acids. The record is from RefSeq and is a predicted model, not a curated record.
GACAGAAUGAUGCAAUAGCGCUAAUAGCGCGCUCCUCGAAUGCAGCUUUAAUGUUCUAAGAAUAAACAUAUUGCAUCAUUAUGCCAGGUAAGUCUAGUGUUUCUUUUCUUAUGGAGGAUUAUUAGAGACAAACAUUUUUUAGUGGAUGUCGGAUCGUCGUCGUACGUCGAACAUCGGACUAUAUGCAGGAAUUACAUAUAACGUUGUUAUGGGCUAGAAAUACGACGCAGGGUCGCGUGAUCGUUAUUUCUGAUUUGCAUCAAUAAAACGAGUGAUUUUUGAGAUUUUCGCGUGUGCGACUUGGAUUCUUGAUUCCGACCGUUCACAGACUUCGUCGCCGACUGUUGUUGGUUGCGUCGUUGUGGUUCGAUUUUUCGAUGUGGAAAUUUCUGGAAACAUUUGGGACAGAAUAUAUGGGCCGUAUUGACCUCCAUCGGGAGGCCGGAGCCCGAGCAAAAUAAAAAUAAGAAGAAGAAAAAGUGGGCUAGUCGUGCAUAGAGGUUAGAUUAGGAAGGUGGAAUAAGUUAAUUCACAAGACUCUCUCAAUAUUAUUAUAGACGUCAGAUAUAUUUUAUAACGAACAUUAGCAAUGUCGGGGAAAAAACUUGUCGGUAAACGUCAAAUUCAAAAAAAGGCACAGAUAUCAGUAAAUAAUUCGGUACAAAACAUAUCGAAUAAUGACUUUUUGGAAGAGGGGACAUCGCAUGAUCCUGCAGCUGUUCUUUUCUUCUCCCCAAACACAAGUUCUUCUCGUGCUUUUUUGAGUGAUGAAUCUGUAACCUCCUUUUCAAUUAAUAACUAUGCUAUGGAUUUUACAAAUGUAGUAUUAACUCCGACAAGAAUGGCUGAAAUUUUUAUUGAUUGUAUUGAUAGUAGUUUGUCAGAAUCAAAUUAAGAUCCAGACAGUGAUUGUAUUGAUAGUAGUUUGUCAGAAUCGAAUCAAGAACCAGAUAUUGAGCCAUUAGUUGUACGCCUUCGAAGAUGGUAUUGUUCUUCGCGUGUUAAUUUGACUCAGCUGAAAAUGUUGCUAACUGAACUUAAGCCUGAUCAUCCUGACUUGCCUUCAGAUCCACGGUGUAUAGUGCAAACACCAGUCUAUUUGGAUAUAGAUAUAAAUAUUGAUGGCUUGCCAGUCUCCAAAAGCAGUUCUGUUGAUGUUUGGCCCAUACUAGGUAGAUGUAUUGGAUUAUAUGACCAAAGAAGAAUAGAAGCAGCGAUAAGAAGUAGAAAAAAAAAACCUAACCCAUAGUAGAAACAGCGAUAACAAUUAUACAGAUUCUGAUCAUGAUAAUCAAGUUGUAGCACCAAAAAAGGCCACUGGCAUGGAUAUGGUAAAAAAUCUGGUUUAUAUGGUAGAGAUUAUGAAGGAAACUCAACGUAACCAUGGAAUAUUAUUGGAGGAAGUAGUGCAGCGACUCAGGAAUAAAGGAAUAAUCUUAUCUCAUCCUAAAGGAAUGCCACAAAUACCCCUUGAAAAUAUCAAUGAAGCAGAAAGAAUGGAGGAAUGUUUAGCUUCAUCUGCAGCACAAAUGGAGUACCUUACUAAAAGACUUUCUACCGAAGGUGGAACAUCAGUUGAAGGACGUGUUGACCGUAUUAUGAGAAAAUUGCUCACACGCGCAGUUGGCAGUCUCUACAGUUACAUGGGGAGAAGACAAAAAGGGAACGACCCAAAACUUGCUUUUUCUCCUACAAACAUGUAUAAAGCUGUCAAAGAUGCAGUGUUACUUGUACACCCAGAUGCCAAUGGAAGAAUUAUUGAUAAAUCAAUAAUGGACUACUUGCGUUACUCACUUUUUAGGACUAAGAAAUAAGUCUUUAUAUAGAUAUAUAAAGACUUUUAUAUAGAUAUAUAUAACGAACAGUUAUAUUACUGUUACUUUGUGUUUGCCUGCAGUGGCACUUUGUUAUAGAAAUAUUCAUUGACAUAAGUUUGUGAAAGAUUACAUUAAAUUGUUACAGAUGCAUGUUCUAUAAUUUAUUUUUCUUUAAAGUACAA